This is a messenger RNA of Cicer arietinum (chickpea), 1977 nucleotides long. Its product is annotated as cholesterol 22-monohydroxylase CYP90B51-like. The record is from RefSeq and is a predicted model, not a curated record. NCBI's taxonomy places the organism in Eukaryota, Viridiplantae, Streptophyta, Magnoliopsida, Fabales, Fabaceae. Gene Ontology annotation, molecular function: iron ion binding; monooxygenase activity; oxidoreductase activity, acting on paired donors, with incorporation or reduction of molecular oxygen. Gene Ontology annotation, biological process: multicellular organism development; sterol metabolic process; brassinosteroid homeostasis.
CAAUUUGGAUAACUCAUUUUAGUCAAAAAAAAAAAAAAUCAUUAUGGAUUACUUUCAUUUUAGUAAAUGGAUUUAAGUGAUAGAGCAUGUGUAAGGCAAAUUGAGCAAAACCAGAAAGUGUAACGCCAAAUUGUUCUACUUUCUGCUGUAUCUUUUGUGCUUAGAGACAGAAUGGAAGCUUAUAAAAGCACCCUAUUGGCUUCACAAUUUCACUGUCUCCUUCCAUUAAAAAAAAAAACAAAAAAACACUUUGGUUUUUCUCAUCUCUUAGAAAACUUCACAUGCAACAAGUUUUUUUUGAGUGAAAAAUCAAAAGAAAGAAUUAAAAAUAUAAUCAUCUAGCUAGCACCAUGUCUUACUCACAGUAUUUGAUUUUGUAUUUUCUUUCUUUCAUUCUUCCUCUCAUUAUAAUCUUCAUUUUCAUCAUAAGAAAGAAAACAAGGUAUAAUCUUCCCCCUGGCAAAAUGGGGUGGCCCUUUAUUGGAGAAACCUUUGGUUAUUUGAAGCCUUACUCUGCCAUCACAAUAGGAGAAUUUAUGGAGAAUCACAUAGCAAGGUAUGGUACAAUUUAUAAGUCAAAAUUGUUUGGAGAGCCAGCUAUAGUAUCAGCAGAUGCAGAAUUGAAUAGAUUCAUACUACAAAACGAUGGAAAAUUGUUUGAGUGUAGCUAUCCUAAAAGCAUGAGUGGAAUACUUGGGGAAUGGUCAAUGUUGGUUGUAUUAGGUGACAUCCAUAGGAACAUGAGGAAUAUUGCAGUUAACUUUAUGAGCUAUGCUAGACUCAAAUCACAUUUUUUGCAAGACAUGGAGAAACAAACCCUUUUUGUUCUAAGCUCUUGGAAACAUAACUCUACAUUCUCAGCUCAAGGUGAAGCAAAAAAGUUCACCUUCAACUUGAUGGCGAAACAAAUCAUGAGUUUGGAUCCAGAGAAUCAUGAAACAGAACAAUUGAAAAAAGAGUAUCUCUGUUUCAUGGAUGGUGUCGUAUCUGCUCCUUUGAAUUUGCCAGGAACUCCAUACAACAAGGCACUAAAGUCUAGGAACACAAUAUUGAAAUUCAUAGAGAGGAAAAUGGAAGAAAGGAUGAAGAGAAGCCAAGAAGGAAAAAAAGAGUUGGAAGAAAAUGAUCUUCUAAAUUGGGUUCUAAAACAUUCAAAUCUUUCCAAUGAGCAAAUUCUUGACUUGAUUCUGAGUUUGCUUUUUGCUGGCCAUGAAACAUCAUCUGUUGCUAUAUCUCUAGCUAUUUACUUUUUGCCUAGUUGUCCUCGAGCUAUACAACAAUUAAGGGAAGAGCACAGAGAAAUAGCUAGAUCCAAGAAGAAAGCAGGGGAGGUUGAAUUAACUUGGGAUGACUAUAAAAGAAUGGAAUUUACUCGUUGUGUUGUGAAUGAAACACUAAGACUAGGAAAUGUUGUGAGGUUUCUUCAUAGGAAGGCUAUCAAAGAUGUUCGGUACAAAGGUUAUGACAUUCCAUGUGGAUGGAAAGUUCUUCCAGUGAUUUCAGCGUCACAUUUGGAUCCUUCAAUUUUUGACCAACCUCAACAAUUCAAUCCUUGGAGAUGGCAAGUGCAGGACAAGAGUAAAAGUGAAAAUUGCACGAACAUAAACAACAAUUUUAUGCCAUUCGGAGGAGGACCAAGGUUAUGUGCAGGAAUGGAGUUAGCAAAACUUGAAAUGGCUAUUUUCAUUCACCAUAUCAUUCUCAAUUACAAUUGGGAGCUAGUCGAUGUUAAUGAUCAUCCUGUUGUACUCCCUUUUGUCGAAUUUCCCAAAGGUUUAUCCAUCAAAGUCCAAAGCCUAGCCAAUGUUUAAUUUAUAUGCGUACAAAAUUCUAUCUAAACCCCUCUCUUUUUAGGUAGUUUGAUUAGCUCUUCCUAAGGAUCGAGUUUAAGUUUGUUGAAAGUACAUUUUUUAAGUAUUUUUGUUGUUAAGACGGACCGACAUAAUAUAUAUGUAUAUAUAUAUAUUAAUUAUGGAA